GUUAGGCAAGUAUCAGAAUACAGUACAGAAAGGAAAAAGGGAACUGAUGGAUGCAUCUCGAUUCAUAUGUUGAUGGAUUAAUUAAAUUCAUUUAUUCCCUUUUCCUAAGAAUAUGGAUUAAAAAAAAUGAUAAAAGGCUAACAGUUUUUUUUUUUUAUUUUAUGACUUGAUUGACUCCAUUAUGAUUUUGCAUUUUAACCUAUUUAUUCAUUUAAUCUGAUCAACAUAACUCAACAAUUAUACAUCUUACUUUAUAUAUACAUUUAUAUGAUUAUUUUACGAAUUUACAGCAAUGGGUCGUGUCAUUCGUGCUCAGAGAAAGGGUGCUGGAAGUAUCUUCAAAUCUCACACUGUCGGCCGUAAAGGUGCCGUCAAGUUGAGAGUUUUCGACUUUGCUGAACGUCAUGGUUAUAUCCGUGGUAUCGUUAAGGAUAUUGUUCACGAUCCCGGAAGAGGUGCUCCUCUUGCCAAGGUUGUCUUCCGUGACCCUUACAAAUAUAAGCUCCGUACCGAAACCUUCAUUGCCACUGAAGGUAUGUACACUGGUCAAUUCAUCUAUGCUGGUAAGAAGGCUGCUUUGAACAUUGGUAACGUUAUGCCCUUGUCCUCCAUGCCUGAAGGUACCGUUAUCUGUAAUGUCGAAGAAAAGGUCGGUGAUCGUGGUUCCAUUGCUCGUACCUCUGGUAACUACGCUACCGUCAUCGGUCACGGUGAUGAUGGUAAGACUCGUAUUCGUCUUCCCUCUGGUGCCAAGAAGGUCAUUCCUUCUACCUCUCGUGCCGUCAUUGGUAUCGUUGCCGGUGGUGGUCGUAUUGAUAAGCCUAUGUUGAAGGCUGGUCGUGCUUUCCACAAGUACAGAGUUAAGCGUAACAGCUGGCCCAAGACUCGUGGUGUUGCCAUGAACCCCGUUGAUCACCCUCACGGUGGUGGUAACCAUCAACACAUUGGUAAGGCUUCUACUAAGGCUCGUGACUCUCCUGCUGGUCAAAAGGUUGGUUUGAUUGCUGCCCGUCGUACUGGUCUUCUCCGUGGUACUAAGAAGAUUAAGGAUGCUUAAAUCAAAUAAAUUAUUCAGACUCUUUUCUUUUUUUUUUA
Messenger RNA from Cokeromyces recurvatus, 1095 nucleotides. RefSeq names its product 60S ribosomal protein L2. The transcript is spliced from 2 exons. The record is from RefSeq and is a predicted model, not a curated record. NCBI's taxonomy places the organism in Eukaryota, Fungi, Mucoromycota, Mucoromycetes, Mucorales, Mucoraceae. The coding region runs from base 293 to 1057 and encodes 254 amino acids. Gene Ontology annotation, biological process: cytoplasmic translation. Gene Ontology annotation, cellular component: ribosome; cytosolic large ribosomal subunit. Gene Ontology annotation, molecular function: structural constituent of ribosome; RNA binding.